Molecule: messenger RNA, 549 nt
Organism: Leishmania major strain Friedlin
Lineage: Eukaryota; Euglenozoa; Kinetoplastea; Trypanosomatida; Trypanosomatidae
Product: surface antigen-like protein
Exons: 1
Coding region: 1-549 (182 amino acids)
Source: RefSeq, a predicted model, not a curated record
AUGAGCGUGAAGCACCUGCUGAUGGCCGCGAUGCUGGUAGCCGUCGCAUGCUCGGUGGCCAUGGCGUCGGAUGCCUCGAGCUGGUCGUCCUCGAGCGCCCCAGCCCACGGAUCGGUCUCCCUUGUGACCAUGCCGACAGCGCCGUCCAGCAAGAGCAGCAUCAGCUCGUCGAGUGCAACUGGCGCCAAUGAGACGGCGUCUACCACCUCCACCACAACGAACACUGUGAACACGGCGGCAUCUUCGUGCGCCGUUUCGAAUUGCGUCACCUGCUCGAGCACGAACCCGAACGUCUGCACGACGUGCAACCCCGGCUACGCCGUCGACCGCCUUGGACAGUGCAUGGUUGUCGGCUCCUGCAACGUUGCCCACUGCGUCACGUGCCACGCAAACGACAACGCGCGUUGCUUGAGCUGCGCCUCGGGCUACAUGCCGACGGCCUCGUUCAAGUGCGUCCCGGAGCAAUCAAAAAAUGCGGCCCUCCGCACUUCCUCCAUGGUCGUCUCUGUCGGUGUGGCAUUGGUGGGCACUGCGCUGACUAUGGCCUAA